UCCUACUAACCGGCUUCUUUUUUUUUUUUUGCUGUGAACUAUCCCCCAAGAGUUGUUUUCAAGUGUUCUUUGCUUUUAAUAAGAAUCACUAAUUAAUCUAAUUUUUUAAAAAACAGCAUCUGCCAUUUCUCAUGCCAGGCCUGCCAUUGCAUUGCCCUGCAGCCCCAACCCCAGAUAAGCAUCGUGCAAACUGCACUGGUAACUUCCCAUCCCUUAGAAACUUUAGCAAGGUAUCACCAAGCAUUCAGAACUCAUCAGGAUCACUGCUUUCCUGCUUUCCAUGGUGUCUGGUGGGGAGGGAAAUGAGUCUCACUGCUGUCAUAAUCACCUGCUCCUUCCUCCAUCAGCAUCCCAGGUCUGCCGUGGUGGAAAGGUUUGAAGCUCCUGGCCAUGAGGAAUAGGACGUGAGUCUUAUAAAGAAAAGGCUCUUCCCCUAAAAAGAAAGAAAGAAAUGCUCUGUGAUCAUUUCUAGGAAAAGCUUUUCCUAGUGCUUAGCAGCCAGAACUGAUAACCAGGAGUGAGCCUGCCCUUUGUGCUUGACUGCUUGCAUUCUGACUUCUAUGGCUUCAUACUGACUUCUUGCAUCCUUUCCAAAGCUUGAUCUAUGCAAAAUUAAGAAAAAUAUGAUAUUUUGUUUCUUUUCCCCACUCACCAGCUUUCUUACACACAUUAUGUGGUAUUUUCCACCGCAGCAAGAGUGGCAGGAAGAAAACUUGCAAAAAAAUCACAUUAUUAUUUACUCUAGCUUCAUGUCCCUCUCAUGAUCUUGUUUUUGUAACUCAUAGAUUUCUAUGAAGUGGAAACAGUCUGACUGGCAUGCUGCAACAAUUUUAUCAUUAAAUAUUGCCAGAGAUUGCUCAGUCCUUUAUAUCAGCACUAAACAGCUGACAUCUAAACACGGAGGACCUUUUAAAUGAGUAUAGUUGUAUUCUGGGGGUAGAUAUGUGUAUUUGAAAGAAAAAGUACUGGGAUGUGUUCCUGUUUUCCAUGAGAACUAGCUAAAGAGCUGCAUCCUCUGCAGGGUGACAGGGUACACUUGACUUGAGCAGAAAUGCUGAUCAGAGCAGAGUCUGCCUUUCUUGGCUCUCCUGGGGCUGCAAGAAACCAGCUGGGAACAGGAGCCCCCGUUCUGUCAGCACUUCAGAAUCUCCUACAAACCCUCCACAGUCACUGCUGACCAGUCACUACACCUGACCAGUGACUGCUCCACUUCAAUAUUUGCUUUUUUCUUCACCCUGGGCUUGUACAGAGCUUUGCAAGGAUGUUGGAGACAGCGCUGGGCUCGCCUGGAAAUGGGGAGGUGGGAGUCAGUCAUGCAGACAAACUGAGAGCAGCUAAACACAAGCAAGGGCUGUGAUUGCUGAUGGCAGCUUUACUCAGAAAUGUGGUCUGGGAUUUCUUCAGUUUGUCCUGGGCAAUAUCUUUUACUAAAUGUCUCACUCACAUGCUGACAAUUACACAUCAUGGUUUAGGAAGGGAUUAUUUCAAAGGUAAGCUGGACAACAGAACAUUCUGGAGGACUUUCUCAGUUUGACUCACAUUCUAAACUUGCAAUGAAUCUUUGGGAAAAAACUGCCUUUGAUGCAUUGCUCUUGGAUGUGCUCAUGACCAUAUGCAUUAAUUUUCUUCCAUUCGAUUUCCACCAACAAAUCUCACUGCUGUUUCUCAGCAGGUGAUAAUGAUGCUCAAAUGUUGCUUGUCUUUUGAGGUCUGCUCUGCUGAACUGAUGCAAAAUGAUCACUUUCUCCUCUCAUACCAAAUUCCCACUGGAUGGGAUUCAUCUCAGCAGCUUUGCUUGUCCAAAAGGAGAUUAGAAUUGGAAUUGCCUCCUCAGCUCCCUCCUGAGACACAGGCACUGCUGAAAGGGGCCUCAUUUCACCUUUCCUGCCCUCCCACAUGAUCUGGAGGCAUCUGUCCCUUCACUGCUGGACAGGCAGCUUGGACAACUUAUCUGAACAGGACACAGAAGUUUUAGACCAUUGGAAAUCACAUGUGAUGCAUCUCAGGAGAUUGUUUUUUUCCCCCCAGAGACAUACAGGCAGUGUGAAGUCUGCAUCAGAUAAAAGCCCUGUAAAUGAAAUUUACAUUUCAGUGAAAUAUUUUUGCCCACAAAAGACAAAAAUAUCUGUCUAAGACAUAUGGAUAUGAUUAAUGCUAGGGAAAGCCAUGAAAAUGUAGGUCCGGGAGAAAGUAAAGACAAAAAACCACAAAGUUGGCUGAUGCUUUUCAUUUAUUUGAGUGUAUGGUAAUAUACAUAAUUCAGACAAAAUUAAUUGAAGAUAUAUUUCUCAUUUUUCUCUAAGGAGCCAAUUCCUUUCACCUCUCUGAACAUACAGAGUGCUCUGGUUACCUGUAUGUUGCCCAGUGGCACAGGUUGCCCAGAAAAGUUGUGGCUGCCCCGUCCCUGGAAGUGUUCAAGGCCUGGUUGGAUUUGCCUUUGAGCAGACUGGACUCCCUCCUUCCUCCUGGCCUCAAUAAUCCAAGGAAUAAUCUGGGGAACACGCUGGAGGUCAGAGCUCAAGGGUUUGGCAGUUUUGUGAGGACUGAAGGAUGCCCAGAGAGGAUCCUGCCAUUGUGUGCAUUGCUCCCUGUGCUCCCACCAUAACCCCUGAUCUGGGAAAUACAAAGAGGAUGUUCCCAACACACUUUAGGGAUGGCAUUCACCCCUCACCCUCACCCCCUCACCUGUCAGACUCCCAAAUUUCUUUCAUUUUCUGUGUAAGCAGUUCCCACAGUUCCUCUACCAGCCAAAUAAAUACCUUGCUUUGUGUGUUCCACUGAGUGCUUUGGGAUUUGAACUUGUUCCCAUCUGUCCUCUCAUUUUUCCUCUUAUCCUGCACAUCAGGUGAUGCAUCUGCAUCAGGUCACUGCUGCCAGUUGGAUAAAUACAGGUUAGCAGGCCUCUGGAUCUGGCUGACUGAGGAGAGAUUUUUUUUCACUGCAGGUCAAAUCUCACAUAGUUCUUGAAGACAAAUCUUAGUAGUGCUUUAUGACUCGUUUGCUUUCCUUUAAUUCCUCAAACAAAAUGACAGAUUUGGUACAAUGGGAAUAAAUGAGGGGUUAGGUCUCUAUCUUGUGGUUUUUCCCUCCAUGGCUUGAGGAGUGGUUGAUCUCUUUUUGACACCUGAUUUUAGGAAAUCCUUCAUGCCUGAGAGACAAGGCCAGACCAUGGGGCCUUUUCCUGCUGGAGCUACGUAAGGUGGAACCUAAACUCUUGUCUGUCUUCUUAGCAGUCUUCACUGUGGUUUGGGGUGUUUUUCUGCUCAAGUUUUUGCUUUUCAUGAAGGAAAGCCUCUGUAACAGGUUCUUCUGGUUCCUACAAUUCCUCCAAGGCCAAGGAUUUUCCAAAGGUGCCUGGAUGCCAGGUGAUUCCCAGCUGAGUAUCACUCAGUGAUAGAAAAGCCUCAGUGCUUUUCUCAGUUAGCUCCUCUGGCCUGGAAUGAUCUGGUUUCUCCCGAAGAAGAGGUCAGGAUCUCAGCCACCCUUGGUUUCUUUAGUCCCUGAAAAUAUGAGAGGAUGAUUCAGCCUCUCAUAUCUGAAGUGUCCUCUCUUUUUCUUUUGUUCUCUGCUGACUGCAAAAGGUGCUGAGAUGCACAAGACUGCUGCUCAGAGGCUCCUGGAACACAAUCCCUGCAUCUCUGGAUGUGAUGGGAAUGGGGUUUCAGCUGUGGCCACAGCCUGUGAGCCCUGCUGUGGAGCUGGGCAGCCUGGCUGCCCUUUCAGUGCCCAGCCACCUCAGCUCUCUGUGGCUCCAGUGGCGGGCACGGUGCCCAUUGCCCGGCAGCCCAGGGUUCCAGCUGACCCCUUAAAGGAGGCUUUAAGUGAAACAGAAAUGAAAAACACCUCUAACCAGAAAUGCAUGUUAAGCAGGAUCUAUGCUGUGACACCAUGAGAUGAAUGGAUCUCCCCCAUCACUCCUAAAUCAAAACAAGGACACUCACAAGAGCAGCUUUGGGACUGAUGUUACAGUCAGAGACCAAGCUUGUUUUUCUUUCUUUCUUUUGCCAAAGUAUUUCUUGUUGAAAGUUUUUGUUUUGUCAGACAAAAAAUGAUGCUCUAAAUCAUUUUCUAGUCCUGCUUCCUUGCCAGUCCUGCCAUGAUCCCUGUGCCAGGGGUGUCAGGCCCCUCUUGAGUGGCAGAGGCACUUUAUAGUGUGUUACAAAAAAGUUUCCCCUUCUUCAACCUGAAUCUGACCCUUUUUCCUUGCUUGGAAGAAAGCUAUUUCAUUUAUUUGGAAGAAAUAUUGAGUUUCUGUUUCAAGGAGGGGCAGCAAAGAAUCAAAUUAAUGAAACCCAGUGUCAGGUUACGAAGACCUAUGGAAGAGAUCUCUUUCACAAGCAUCUUUGAGAUGCCCACCGGGGUGUCCUGCUCAGCCUGCUUGAUUCCACAGGGGACAUGCCAGCACCCCUGGGCACCCUGUGCCUCGCAGCCUGCUGCCUGGCAUCAUCCCUCCAGGACAUCUGGCACCGAUUCCAACCAGACUGUCAUUUCCAGGUCAGUCUCCGCAUUUCUGCUGACCACGUUGCCUCCAUCAUGAGAUCAUGUCUUUCCAGAGGAAUCCUGCUAAUGCCUUCAUUCUGCCAGGCCGGUAUAUAUAGGGGGAGCUUCCCUGGGGCUGCAGUCCAGCCAAGGCCUCGCCGUCUCCCCAGCAGCGGCGCUGCCCCUUCCGCUCUCCCCUUGCAGCCACAGCUCUCAGCAGCAGCAGCAGCAGCAGCAGCAGCAGCAGCAGCAGCAUGGACAUUACCAUCCAGCACCCCUGGUUCAAGCGUGCUCUGGGACCCCUCAUUCCAAGCCGUUUGUUCGACCAGUUUUUUGGAGAGGGUCUCCUUGAGUAUGACCUCCUGCCUUUGUUCUCGUCCACUAUCAGCCCCUACUACAGGCAGUCCCUCUUCCGCAGCGUGCUGGAGUCGGGCAUUUCAGAGGUGAGGUCUGAUCGGGACAAGUUCACAAUCAUGCUGGAUGUAAAACACUUCUCUCCCGAAGACUUGAGCGUGAAGAUUAUUGAUGACUUUGUGGAAAUCCAUGGCAAGCACAGUGAAAGGCAGGACGACCACGGCUACAUCUCCCGGGAAUUCCACCGCCGGUACCGCCUGCCCGCCAACGUGGACCAGGCCGCCAUCACCUGCUCGCUGUCCAACGAUGGCAUGCUGACCUUCUCGGGCCCCAAGGUCCCCUCCAACAUGGAGGCCAGCCACAGCGAGAGGCCCAUCCCCGUGUCCCGGGAGGAGAAGCCCACCUCCGCGCCCUCCUCCUGAGCCCGCCGGCCACCGCGCUGGCCAGGCCGCCACCGCCUGCGGGUCUCGCUCCCAGAGCCUUUGCGUAGAUAUCAGUGAAUAUCUAGAGGGGUUUCUUCUGUUGGUUCCUCCCCCACUUUGUUUCCUCUUUUUUUUUUUUGUUUUCUUUUAUUUUUGUUCUCCCCCUCUUCCCUUGGAUGGAAUGAGGGGCUGGGUGAGCGGCUGGUGGACUUGGAAGCUUAAAUAUCAUGGGAAUGGCAUGGGUGGCAAUGCUGCCAUGCUGCUGUACUUGCUGAAAGGGUCUUUGUCUGGUGCUGUAGCCCAUAUCCACCAUCAGGCAGGAAGGAGAGCACGAGUAACGCUGGCUGCUGGUGCACCCAGCCGUGAGGCAAGGCUUGGGGCAGGGGAAAAGCCCUGCAGAAUUGCUGUACCCCACUCAGAGUUAAACUGGUUACUCUCAAAUAGCAACAGAGCCAAGCCCCACACUCAAAGCCCCGCGUCCAUGUGACAAACCUGCCACGAGUUCCUUGCAACCGCAGGAGAAACAACAAUAACAAUAAUAACAAUUACCAACAAUAUCCCACCUUCGGGGGGGGGGGGGUUGCAAUGUGUAUUUUUUUAUUUCAGCAAAAUGUUUAAGUGUCUCUGUUCACACCUUUGCCCUGUCAUUUCCCUUCGGGACAACUGACAGGAGGACAAGCACGUCUUUCCACUGUCUUUGUAGGCCCUCGGGGGGGAGAGAGGGGGGCUCAGCACUGUGCAGAGGCUUCUCAUCCCCAGCCAGCUCUCCCCAGCCUGUGUGUCACACACCGUCUCCCUUGCUCUCUCCUGUAACUCUAGGGUAGCUCCACCUCUCCCACUGGUAUCUGGCGCUCAACCUGAGACCGUGGUCAGUGGCGGUCAAUAAAGUGAUAUAGGAAACAGGCAA
This is a messenger RNA of Taeniopygia guttata (zebra finch), 6162 nucleotides long. RefSeq names its product crystallin alpha A (gene CRYAA). Gene Ontology annotation, molecular function: structural constituent of eye lens. Lineage: Eukaryota; Metazoa; Chordata; Aves; Passeriformes; Estrildidae. Gene Ontology annotation, biological process: lens development in camera-type eye; protein refolding; response to heat. The record is from RefSeq and is a predicted model, not a curated record. Gene Ontology annotation, cellular component: nucleus; cytoplasm.